UCUUAGUUAACAUCACUCUUGCGUGGUAAUCAAAGAAUCAGAACUCAUUUCAUAGACCAAGCAAACGAUACUUCUCUUUCGGAAGUAAACGUCUUGAAUUGGAAUAUUCAUCUGUUCGACACCGAGGCAUACAAAGCCAAGGAUGAAGGAGAUCUGUUUUUUCGUAGACAUUCUGCUUUUAUGCAUGGCGUGUGGAGCAAGUGCAUUGGCUGUGAAUAGCUCCAUAGUUCCCCCAUCACUGCCAGCCGCCAAUUUCACUGAUACUGGCUCAGCAUUAAAGUUUCAUGAAGAGUCAGCGAAUAUUCCCAAAGCCAGACGGAGACGUUACAUUUCUCAAAACGACAUGAUCGCUAUCCUUGACUACCAUAAUAAGGUACGAGGAAGAGUCUUCCCACCGGCUUCAAACAUGGAGUAUAUGGUCUGGGAUGAAAGUCUGGCCAAAUCAGCAGAGACAUGGGCUUCAGCAUGCCUCUGGGAACAUGGACCUCAGUAUCUCCUGAGAUUCUUGGGUCAGAAUCUCUCUGUCAGAACUGGACGCUACCGAUCCAUCCUUCAGCUGGUGAAGCCGUGGUAUGAUGAGGUCAAGGACUAUGUUUUCCCAUAUCCUCGUGACUGCAACCCCAGAUGCCCUCUUAAGUGCUAUGGACCCAUGUGCACUCAUUACACACAGAUGGUGUGGGCUACAUCAAACAGAGUUGGAUGCGCUGUCCACACAUGUCAUAACAUGAAUGUAUGGGGGGCUGUGUGGAAGAGGGCAACAUACUUAGUGUGCAACUAUUCAUCCAAGGGGAACUGGAUCGGAGAGGCUCCGUACAAAGUAGGUGUUCCGUGCUCGGCGUGUCCUCCGAGCUAUGGAGGCUCCUGCAGCAACAACAUGUGCUUUCCUGCUGUGAAUUCUAACUACCUGCACUGGUUCAAAUAAACACAACUCACAAUGCACAAGCAGCGCCCUGCCAGAAAGACAUUUCCCAAAGGAUUUGCACAGCAUUCCUGUAUCACCCUAAUUUGUAUAUAUGGGCCUAUUUAAAAUGCGACCAUACUUUGAAAU
Megalops cyprinoides (Indo-Pacific tarpon) is the source of this 1048-nucleotide messenger RNA. It is a transcript of the gene pi15a, whose product is annotated as peptidase inhibitor 15a. The transcript has 6 exons. Lineage: Eukaryota; Metazoa; Chordata; Actinopteri; Elopiformes; Megalopidae. The record is from RefSeq and is a predicted model, not a curated record. The coding region runs from base 143 to 922 and encodes 259 amino acids.